GCCGGCAGCCGCGCAGCCAUUGGCUGCUGGGCCCGGGGCCGCUCUGUGCCGCCCCUCGCCAUUGGCUGCUGGGCCCGGGGCCGCUCUGUGCCGCCCCUCGCCAUUGGCUGCUGGGCCCGGGGCCGCUCUGUGCCGCCCCUCGCCAUUGGCUGCUGGGCCCGGGGUCGCUCUGUGCCGCCCCUCGCCAUUGGCUGCUGGGCCCGGGGUCGCUCUGUGCCGCCCCUCGCCAUUGGCCGCGGGUGCCGCUAUAAGCGCGGAGGCCAUUGGCGGCAGGAGCAUGGCGGGCACGGGCAGCUCCUGGCGGCCGCCGCGCUCGUGCGAGGAUUACUGGGGGGAGUGGAAGCAUUGCCGCGGGCUGCGCCACGCCUUCCACCACUACUACGCGCACGGGGAGCUGCCGGAGUGCGGCCGCUGGCGGGAGGACUACGAGGCCUGCCGAGCCUGGGAGAGGGACCGCUCCCCCGCCGCGCAGGAAGCUUUGUGCAAGAGUGAAAGAGCUCGAGUUAUGGAAAAACAGAAAUAUGCUCCAGUAUGGAAGCUCAGGAAGAGCCCACCAUCUGACUGGUAUCUGCCACUUGACCACGACAAAUCAAAUUAACAAGACUGUUUUCUGUGUUUGGUCAGUAACGUAAUACACAAUUCAGAAUUGUGGUGGUUUUUUUUUCCUUCUGAAUCAUCUUGAAGUUAUUCAACUGUAGCUCUGCCCUACAAUAUUUAAGCACUCACUCAAGAAUUCUGAAAUUUUAUUUAAACACUGGAUAUUUUUAAAAGGAGAUUUGAGGUGCUUAAUUUGGUUGUGGUCUUUUGACUUACAUUCCAGGAUUUCAUUUCAGCAGGCACCUUUCAAUUAAUGAAUACAUGCUCUAGCUCUUGCCCUACCAGCUGGCAUUGAGCACUUCUGGAACAAGGUACCCACCCCAGGCCUGCAAAUGGGGCAAAAAAACCAAGCUGGGACUCUUCCUUGCCCGCUCAGGACAAUCCCAAACACUGGCAUUUAAAGACAUUUCCCAGAAUCAGGGUUGUGGUGGUUGAAGAGUUUCUCACCUGUGGGCAGCACAUCCUGAAACUGCCCCUGUGUGGAACUACUCGAGUGGUGGUGUGUGUUGUGGGAGUAUUCAAGACUCAAAAAUAAAGGUUUAAACGAAUGUAGAGAGAUCUGGUUUGUAUUAGGGUAAACCCACAGAAACUUAAGUUACAACAGUUACAUGGCAAUAUAAGAAAAUAAAAAAAAUUGGCUUUGCCACUGUGUAAGGUCGUGUAGCUUUGCUAGGUGAAUAGUCAUUAAAACACAGAGAUACUUCAUUUAU
This is a messenger RNA of Camarhynchus parvulus, 1307 nucleotides long. RefSeq names its product chromosome 15 C22orf39 homolog (gene C15H22orf39). The transcript has 3 exons. Bases 278 to 598 code for a protein of 106 amino acids. Lineage: Eukaryota; Metazoa; Chordata; Aves; Passeriformes; Thraupidae. The record is from RefSeq and is a predicted model, not a curated record.